UCCUACGGCCUUGGGCUCGCAAGGCGGGCAGUGGCUGGCUGGCGUCUGGGCUAAGCAUCCCCAGGUUCCCGGUCACUAAGCGGCCUCGUCCGGAAAAGACGUCCAGAUGCGGCUCAGCAAAAGCCAUUUUCUCCCUUUGCUUUCCUUCCGUCGGGCCCCUCGGGGCCCCUGGCAGCCCAGCCUUGGGAGAGCAGAAGGUGAUCAGAUCUCCGCCCAGCCAGACCUCCUGCCCAUCCCUUUGCUUCUCAGCCCGGGCCACCAAUCCGCACCUCUCGUGAUGCUGUGAGCACCGUCUUUCCUGGCCAAAGGAGCAGAUGCCAGCUGGCCGCUAGUACUCUGCUGGCCACCAUUGCCUGCUGGGUUUGCAGGGAGAGGCCUGGCCUGGCAGCAGUCCCAAGGACUAAGGCUGCUCUGUAGCCCAGAUGGAGAAGUUCCCCAAAUGCCACACCACAGCACUUCCCCCUGGUGCCCCUGGGAGAAUAGGCACCUAUGUGGAACUGGAGGCCCGGAAGUUCCUUGGAAGCGUCAUUGUGGUACCCUCCCCAUUUUGGAGCAUCUGCUGGGGGCUUCACGCCUGGCCAACAUCCCCCUGACCCCAGAGACGCAGAGGGACCAGGAGCGACGGAUACGCAGGGAGAUCGCCAACAGCAAUGAGCGAAGGCGCAUGCAGAGCAUCAAUGCAGGAUUUCAGUCCCUGAAAACUCUCAUCCCACACACAGACGGGGAGAAGCUCAGCAAGGCAGCAAUCCUCCAGCAGACGGCGGAGUAUAUCUUUUCUCUGGAGCAGGAGAAGACGCGGCUGCUGCAGCAGAACGCUCAGCUCAAGCGCUUCAUCCAGGAGUUUAGCGGAUCCUCCCCAAAGCGGCGGCGAGCAGAGGACAAGGACGAAGGCAUAGGGUCACCAGACAUCUGGGAGGACGAGAAGGCUGAGGACCUGCGCCGGGAGAUGAUCGAGCUCAGGCAGCAACUGGACAAGGAGCGCUCGGUCCGGAUGAUGCUGGAGGAGCAGGUACGCUCCUUGGAGGCCCACUUGUACCCAGAGAAGUUGAAGGUGAUUGCCCAACAGGUGCAGCUCCAGCAGCAGGAACAGCUCCUGCCUGCUCAUGGCCCCCCAGCACCCACCCAGCACCCAACGGUGAUUGUGCCUGCACCACCUCUGCCUUCACACCAUGUCACCGUGGUAACCAUGGGGCCCUCCUCAGUGAUCAACACUAUCUCAACAUCCAGGCAGAACCUGGACACAAUUGUUCAGGCGAUCCAGCACAUUGAGGGGACUCAGGAAAAACAGCUGCUGGAGGAGGAAGAGCAGCGCCGGGGUGCAGUCAUUGUAACCCCUGCCCGGGCCAGCCUGGACCCCUCGAACUCAGAUACGGCCUCUGACCUGGAGGCGGAGGACAACGAUUCCAUGGGACACAGCAAGGCCGGGAUGCCCUGACCUCUGCCUGGCAGCGGGAGGGUGAGCAGGGUGGGGGCGAGGGGACUUCAGGAAAUGUGCUGAAAUUUUUACAAAAUACCACAACAUUUGGGUCUAUUUUGUGACCUUCCAAUACUGUAAGUGAGAGCAUUAGGACGGGGAUGAGCUGGACAUCGGGCUCUCCAGCUUGAAGCAGCUGGGGAAGAGUUGGCAAGCUGCAAGCGGCCAGGCUCCUCCAGGACAUAGCUGGGCAGACUCCCGGCUUAAAGGAUGGAUUUUCUCUGGCACCUCCGGCCGUAAGAGGUGUUCCCAGGGGCCUUGUCCCUCUUCGGCCUUGCUCCUGGCCCUUGGAGGGGUGAAGGGCUCACCGAGGCCUUCUAAAAGCUCCAGGGAGAAGGCUAGUGGUGGUAGGCCUCAGGCUUGUCUCUGCCUCACUGGUCCUCCUUGCACACCUCUUGGUGCAGGGAGACCCCUGGGGCCCUUCCAUUCAGGGGGGCUGGUUCAGGCUUGGGGCCUUUUCAGAGCCUGGGAGAGAGCAUUGAUCCCAGCCUCUCCUCUGGGUGGUUUCGUUCUUGGAAGCACUUAAAUCCGUUCCAUGGGUUGACUGGGUCCGCGAAGAGCGGUCCUGCUCCGUGGGGGUUGCUGUCGUUGCAUUCUGUGCCUCCCCGUCUCUCUCCCCCCCCCCCGCCCAUUUGGACAGAGAUCUUGGCCAGGGCUUUUUUGUGCUGGUUGCUUUUAAUAGGUUCCCCCCAGCCACAGCUGUUCCUUUGUUUUCAUAUUUUUAUAUGGGUUUUUUUUUGUUCUUUUUUUUUUACAAGUUUUGAGUCUUUGUGUUCAUUGAGAUGCUAUUAUAUUUUGUUAAGAAAGUGGAAAAAAUGAGGCUUGUGCCUUUGUAAAGAAACAAAAUAAAGUUUGUACUUUGUUUUUUA
Molecule: messenger RNA, 2343 nt
Organism: Pantherophis guttatus
Lineage: Eukaryota; Metazoa; Chordata; Lepidosauria; Squamata; Colubridae
Gene: TFAP4
Product: transcription factor AP-4
Biological process (GO): regulation of transcription by RNA polymerase II
Cellular component (GO): nucleus
Molecular function (GO): DNA-binding transcription factor activity, RNA polymerase II-specific; RNA polymerase II cis-regulatory region sequence-specific DNA binding; protein dimerization activity
Source: RefSeq, a predicted model, not a curated record